Molecule: messenger RNA, 1385 nt
Organism: Aspergillus campestris IBT 28561
Lineage: Eukaryota; Fungi; Ascomycota; Eurotiomycetes; Eurotiales; Aspergillaceae
Product: NAD(P)-binding protein
Exons: 3
Coding region: 265-1200 (311 amino acids)
Source: RefSeq, a predicted model, not a curated record
GCAAGUCCUGUGUCUCGUGGGUGACGAUGGUGGCUGACGUAUCCGUAUCAUCCAUGUCUCCAUCCCGCCAAUGGAAUCAUCUUUUCUCGUCAUGAUAACCCCACUUGUGCAUCACCCUGUUGGGAUGUCUGGUGCUGACAGACCUGAUCCGACAGUUAUUUAUUUCUGACGUGCCUCUGCCAGUCAGGACCGAAUUGAUCUUCCCUGCGUACAUUCCAAUAAAAGCCACCCACCACUCAAUCAAUAUCAACCCAAACCCUCCAAAUGGGCAUCAUCGCAGUCGCCGGCGGCACCGGCAGUGUCGGCCGCACCAUCGUCGACGCCCUCGUCGCGCGCGCCACCCACAAAGUCAUCAUCCUCUCUCGCACAGAUCGUCCCCCCCAAGACGGCGUCUCAUUGCAACCCGUCAACUACCAGGACGUGGACGCCACCGCGCGCGCCCUCGAAGCCGCCUCCAUCGACACCGUCAUCUGCGCCUUCGGAAUCGACAACCAGGCUGUCCAGGACACGCAGCUCAAGCUGAUAAAAGCGGCGGACCGCUCAGCCUGCACGCGCCGCUUUGUCGUCAGUAGCUUCGACCUGCUGUAUAAGGAAGAACACGUGCCGCUCCUACCCUGGGCGCAAUGGGCGCUGGACACGGACCGCGCCAUCGCGCAGACAGGUCUCCACUACACGCGGAUCGUGUCCGGCCCGUUCCUCGACUACUACGGCGUACCGCACUGGAAGUCGUACCUGAAACCGUUUGUCAACGCCGUCAAUGUCGGCGCCAAGUGGGCUGCGAUCCCCGGGGACGGCACCACGCCCGUCAGCUUCGUCACGAGUCAGGACAUGGCGCGGCUGGUCGCGCGGCUGAUGGACGAGGACGGCGCGCGCUGGCCGCGGGUGGCCGGCAUUGCCGGGCAGACGAGGUCGUUCGGUGAGAUCUUGGCCAUCGCGGAGAGGGUGCGCGGGGGGAAGUUCUCUGUCGUGUAUAAUUCGUUGGAUCGGCUGCGCAGUGGUCAUAUCUCGUUUCCGGAUUUCGUGGAGACCGGGUUGGAGGAGCCCGACCCGUCGAACGAGUGGAUCUUUGCUACCUUUAAUUAUCUUUCUGCUACGGGGAACUAUUUCGUUCAGACGGAGGAGACGCUCGAUGCGCGGUUCCCUGAGGUCCGCAUCACGACGGCGGAGGAGGUGAUUGAGGAGUCGUGGGGAGGUCGUUGAUGGGUAUCAGGUUUCUAGCCUACGUCUAUCCCAAAGUCUUGUCUAUUCUUCUCCCCGAGUACAUGUUAAUCAUAAAAAAAUAACUAUCUUGAGGGCAUCAAUCAUAUCAAGCCCGACCAAAGGUCGUUCGGUAUUUUGGCGCAGUGGCUGGGAUAAAAACCCCAAAAAGAAACAUAUAUAUAAAG